This is a messenger RNA of Anguilla rostrata (American eel), 7367 nucleotides long. RefSeq names its product FERM domain-containing protein 5. The record is from RefSeq and is a predicted model, not a curated record. Gene Ontology annotation, cellular component: cytoskeleton. Lineage: Eukaryota; Metazoa; Chordata; Actinopteri; Anguilliformes; Anguillidae. The transcript has 14 exons. Bases 288 to 1988 code for a protein of 566 amino acids.
GUAUGAAGCGGUGAAUUGUGAAUGGUUCACAGUUCGGCUGUAAGCACAACGGAUUUCGCUUACAGUAGGACCGCAAGUGUUUUCAUGGCUAUAUUCAAACGCCGAGAAAACAGUGUGUUCACGUCUGCCGGGUAGCGAUGCUUAAACCCUGCAUACUGUCUCCCAACACUUCUGCUGCCAUUCAGCUGGAAGAGCCGAAAAGGUGGCUGAUGUGACAUUACUUCUAUGCUGUGCUCAGUUUAUUGUUCUGGUCCCAGACAGACGCGGAUGAGAAAUUGUGUAAGAAGAUGUUGAGUCGACUGAUGAGCGGCAGCAUCCGGAAUCUAGAAAGAGAAUACAACUGUACCGUCAGGCUUCUGGAUGAUACCGAAUACACCUGCACGAUUCAGAGAGACGCGAAGGGCCAGUUUCUGUUCGACCUGAUCUGCCACCACCUGAACCUGCUGGAGAAGGAUUACUUUGGCAUCAGAUAUGUGGACCCCGACAAGCAGAGGCACUGGCUAGAGUUCACAAAAUCAAUUGCCAAGCAAAUGAAAUCUCAGCCACCUUUCACCAUGUGUCUGAGGGUCAAGUUCUACCCACCGGACCCUGCAGCGCUUAAAGAGGAAAUCACCAGAUAUCUAGUCUUCCUGCAGAUCAAGAGAGACCUGUACCACGGCCGGCUCCUGUGCAAGACGUCGGACGCCGCCAUGUUGGCCGCCUUCAUCCUGCAAGCGGAGAUCGGCGACUACGACCCCGGGAAGCACCCCGAGGGUUACAGCUCCAAGUUCCAGUUCUUCCCCAAGCACUCGGAAAAGCUGGAGCGGAGGAUCGCUGAAAUACACAAGACCGAGCUGAUAGGACAGACUCCCGAAACGUCCGAGUUGAAUUUCCUGCAAAAAGCACAGAUGCUGGAGACGUAUGGAGUGGAUCCUCACCCAUGCAAGGACGUGUCUGGGAACCCGGCUUUCCUGGCCUUCACACCGUUCGGCUUCGUCGUGCUGCAGGGGAACAAGAGGGUCCACUUCCUUAAAUGGACUGAGGUGACCAAACUCAAGUUUGAAGGAAAGACAUUUCAUAUAUAUGCAAAUCAGAAAGAGGACAGAAAGAUCAUCCUGACGUACUUUGCUCCGACGCCAGAGGCCUGCAAGCACCUGUGGAAGUGUGGCGUAGAGAACCAGGCUUUCUACAAGCUGGAGAAAUCCAGUCAGGUGCGGACGGUGUCCAGCAGUAACCUCUUCUUUAAGGGGAGUCGGUUCCGAUACAGUGGCCGAGUCGCGAAAGAAGUGAUGGAGCAGAGCGCGAAAAUCAAGAGGGACCCCCCCGAAAUACACAGGGCCGGCCUGGUGCCCAGCAGGAGCUGCCCCUCCAUCACCCACGGCCCCCGCCUGACCAGCGUCCCCCGCACCCGCCGGAGAGCCGUGCACAUAUCCAUCAUGGAGGGUCUGGAGUCCUUGCGGGACAGCGCCCACUCCACGCCGGUGCGCUCCGUCUCCCACGGCGACUCCUUCCUGCCGCGCUCGCGCAGCGCGAUGCCGGACGGCGCCGAGGGGCCCUCCGUGAUCUCGGACGAGGCCUACAGCCCGUCGGACAGCGUGCUGCCCACCCCCGUGGCCGAGCACGGCGGCCUGGAGCUGGCCCUGGCGCGCCAGAACAACGGCGCCCCCUGCAGCAUCGAGGAGGAGUUGGAGGCGGGGACCCCCGCCGGGGGCGGCGGCGGCGAGCCGGGGGCCGACGGCAGGGGGGGGGCCGGCGCCCGCUCCGAAGCGGAACAGGUGAAUAAGUUUGUUUUAAGCGUGCUCCGUCUGCUCCUUGUGACCGUGGGACUCCUCUUUGUGUUGCUCCUCCUCCUGAUCGUUCUGACCGAGUCCGACAUUGACGUGGCGUUUCUACGCGAUAUCCGCCAGACGCCCGAGUUCGAGCAGUUCCAUUACGAAUACUUUUGUCCCCUCAGGCGAUGGUUUGCCUGCAAGUUCAGCUGGCUGGGCGGGACAACCGUUAACCAGUGAAACUGAGGGAGAGGGGCCCCACACUGGGGCUGUGCCCUGGGCCCCGUCCUCCUCCCCCCUCCCCCUCCUUCCCCAACCUCCCCCCCCCUGCCGGGGACUCGAGAAGACGAUAGCGUGAGCGAGUGAUGGAGGGCUGCCCCAUCCCGACAUGAAUCCAGCUUCUCUCAUGCAAACCCCUCCCCCUUGCAGCAAGCGCACACCAUGGACUGCUCCAGGACACGCCCCCUGGAGUCUCCUCUCCUCCUGUGUUCAAUUUUUUUUCUCCUCUAUUUUUUGUUACAUUUUUAUUUUUAUAUGCAAAGCCAGAGGACAUUUUGUUUCCUUUUUUUGUUGUCUGGAAUUUCUUAUAAUUUCAGGUUUAUUUUUUUUGUUCGCCACAACAAAAAACUAAAAGCUGCAUGAAAAACCAACAUAAAAACCGACGUGAAAGAAAGUCGACGUGCGCUAGGCUUCUACUGAAGGUCUACACAGGACAGCAUAAAACAUGAGGGAGAAGAUGCCUUUAUUUUCUAAUUAAUUGUGUUUUAUCUCGGAGGGAAGAAUGAUGUGAGACAGGUCUGAUCUGAUCUGGCAAUAAGAUGUAUGACAGAAGAGCUUAAUGUGAGAUCGGCCAUUUCCCCAGUAUAUCAGUGUUAACCCUUACCAUGCUGUCAUUUUACUUGCUCUGCCCGCAGUGAGGUUGUGGCCGCUCAACCAGUAUUCUGGCAUUUUGGGUGGAAACCUGUAAUUAAAUUAAGAGAGAUUCUCAUGAAUUUGUCCACAGAGCAAGAUAUGAUAAGGAAUUUGAAGAUGAGUAAUUUAGGAAAGAACAGCCCUCUUAAAACACGUUACAGUGUAAGUGGUCCAGAUGUUGCAGUUUCACUGGAAAGGUCCUUAGUAUGCUGGCUCACUUAGAAAAGCUUUGACUGUUCUUCCGUAGGAAUUAGGUUCUGGGUUAGUAGUUGUAAGUUAUGCUGUAGAAUUAUUCAUUUGCAAGUUUUAUAAGAAUUCAAAUAAAAUGGAGUUAUGUUAUAUGACCUAGCAGUAGCUGGUGGAGACGCGUUGAUGGUCUAUCUCUCGAAAGCAUUCACUUGAACCCAUAGGUUCGGUCUAGCUAGAUGUGCAAUGUAAAGAGACAUUUUUAAAACAAAAAAUGUUACCAGCCUUUUUUUCCCUAAGCUGUGAAUUUAUUUUUGCUUGUUAAAUUUUUUUUAAGCAAAAUGUCUUGGUUUAUUUUUAUUAAAACAGAGUAAAAAGAAAGAGUGUACAAUAGAAUAAAACAGAGCGAAAUUGGUGGGCUUUUCCCCAUUGUAUAUAUAAAUAAUAAUUGUGGGGAGGGGCUUCAAUGUGGAAAUAAUACUAUUAUGAAUCAUUAUUAUAACAGUAGUAACACUAUACUUUUGUACAAAGUAGUUUUGUUUCCUAAUAUAUUGACAGUCCCAUGUAUAUUUUAACAGAAGUUAAAUAUUAUUUUGUUAUCGAAAGAAAGUUAUACUUUUUUCUUCUUUUUUUAGCUCUGUGAAUCCAGUGAGGCCUAGUAUUUAUGGAAAGCAGGAGGGAAAAGGGCUGAAACAGGGAUUUAUCCAGGUCCAUGUCACACUUAUGUCUCCUCUCCCACAAGCAGCAGCCACCUCCUUUAAUUGUAUUUUUGUCGUUGUCUGUACAUCUACCAAAGAUACUUCUGUGGUCCGGCCAACAGGGCAGCUGCUUGCAGAAUGCUAACUGAUUAACAGUGACUGCACAUCGCAGAGGGGAUACACAUUACUGUAUGCUAUCCGCCGCAUUCUCUCAUACUACAGUAUGCCACCAACAUGGCAAAACCUUUGACUGGAGCUGUUUGUCUGGCUGAUAGGUAGCAAUAAUUGUGCCUUUACGGCCGUUAGAUUGGAUAAAUCCCUGUUUUAGUUGUCUAUUUUUUGUUUGUUUGUUUGUUAGUUUGUUUGCUUCUGAUUUUGCUAUAUAUAUGAAGUAUGCGUGUUUGCUUUUGAUUAUUGUGUGUGGGAGUGCGUACAUGUGUAGCCUACAAUACAAAACAAAAAAAGUUUUAAAAUCUGAUGACGGAAAUCGCUGACGAACAAAGUGCAAAAAUGUUUUUUUUUUAAAGAGGGGAAGACGCAGAGCAGAGUUAUCAUGGCACAAGGACUAUGAGGGAGAAGCCAUUUGCUUUUAUUUAGCGGGUCACACAGAGAGAGUACCCAGCGCUCAUGUGACCAAACUGUCCAAUCAUAUUCUCAACCCCAAAUCAUGCAUGCCAGAUGGUCGAGCACACUACGUGCCUCUGAGUGCAGUAACCAAGUCACAGAGCUGCUUGAGGUCAGAAAAACCAGGUCUGCGCUAGAGCAGUUCAGCCUGAGAUCAGCUGUAGGGCGGUCUGGCCGAGGGCCUUGGCUUCAUCUGAUUGGCCUUCGCUGUCCGACACCCUCCGCCAUCCUUCGUUCUGCCCUCUGAUUGGACACUCAGCACAGAUGCUCAAUAUACAAACUAAACUGACCAAACUAGGCUGGUCACAUUCCGCAUUCCUUCCAUCUACACUGCUUCCUUAAUAUGGGUUGAGUUGCCAGGGCUAUCUGUUACCGUGCUCGCUGUUUUUAUGUUCUGUCUCCAGCAGAGCUACAGUCUGAAUACUUAUAUGAGCUAGUAAAUCAGAACAUUUUCAAGAUUUAACAGCAGUAGAGUUGAACUUUCUAUGUUAAGAAUACAGAGUAUUCUGUGUUAGUGUAUCGACAAUCUGCGGUCGGAGCAGCUGUUUUUACUAUUGUGUUGGGGGGGGGGGGGACUUUAGUCAGCUUAUAGUAUAAUUCCAGGUGGUUUGGACAAAGCAGGAUAAAAAUAGUAAAGAUCAUACACUAUAUAAACAACACGUGAAAUCUUGGAGACGAGCUGGCAAACAAGUUUACGUGCUACAUUUCCUUCAGACAGUUCUUAAGAAGCAUCUAAGAGUUAAGAUAUGCCAAAAAUGAACAGCCAAUGGAACGAUUGGUGGUGUUUUUGAAUUGUAUUACUUUACUUAUUAGCGACAUUCUGUAAGUACAUUUUCAGAAGGCAAUGUGGCAUUUGUGUGUUCUCCAAAAACAUUGUAAGCAAGGCUUCUGAUUGGUUGGUUUAUUUGACGAAGACAAGAAAAUGACAGGCAGUUUUAAAAUUUGGGAAAAGGAAAAAUAAGAUGAAUGAUGAUGGUCUCAUUAUUCACUCAUUUUAACAGCAUCAUGUAGCACCAAUGAUCACUGGACACAUGCAACAAAUAAGGCAGCAUAUUCAACAAGCAAUAAUCAAAAAAAUGUGUCACAUGACAAAAUCAUCAAGCUAGUCAAUUAUUAUUUUUAUUCUUUUUAUGUUAUUUCAUUUUUGUUUUUUAUUUGAUCAUUAUUGUCAAUGUUAUGUUAUUAGCAUUUUAUAAUUAGCUUUAUCUAAAUGUUGGCAUUUGCUAAUUUACUGUUGUGCUGUAAUUGGUGUUGCCGGACCCGAGGCUGUGUCAGUACAGAGCCUCAGCAAACGGCUCUGUACUGUGAUUACUGUGAGAUGGGGGGGUGGGAAUGGGGGGGGGGGGGUCAAAAGGGAAUGAAGAAAAACACACAGCUUGUCGGCAGGUGAUUUGGGCUACCCUUUAAAACAGAGAUCCUAAACACUGUCCUCCAUGUACCUGUGUGCAGAACAGCGAGCCUGUGACAUCGGACAGCUGCGCCCUGGUUGGCUUUCAUCUGCUGUCAGUCAUUUGUGUCACGCCUCCUAAAACGAGCCUUCCUUCCAGAGACACGCCCCAUGCCGUUGCACUGGACUGUCUGGUACACCCUUCUCCUUUUGGCCAGUGCUGGGGGAGGCGGACCAAACAGUGGUCAUAUCGGGAUGUCACAGUGUGCCGCUCAGCAAGUGUUGGCAAUCAUGUAAGCAGCACAGUUAUACUUUCCUGUCAUUUUUCUUUUUGGGUGGGGGGUAAGGGGAGGGGGGCAGUCCAUUAAUGCACAUUUUGAAGAUGAGAUGUAAGUGCAUUCGCACGGCGAAAAACAGACCUCCUCGUAAGGUAAGUUCAAAUUGAAGGUUGAUGCAUUAGGCCGGGCUAGCCUGUCACGGCUACCGCCAAAACUGCUAAACGCCGAUGCACCACAAGGGCUUACUGCUCAUCAUGGAUAUGUUCAACAACACUGUACCAGUUCACUGAGAUCUGGGGAUCAGGGGGGAAGGGGAUGGCUGCUACUGAAUGGCCGCGGGACUGAGGACAAGCCAAGCUUUACGCAACAGUACAGAGAGAGGGUAAGCAGUCUGGGCCCUGUGUGGGGGAACAAGACGCAAUGUUCCGCGGCUCAAAUAUCCCGCUUUAAGCUCGCCUAAUUGCUCACUUUAUUCACCAUUUAAGUGACUUCGGUAUUUUCAGUUUUCAUUUGAAAAUCUCUUGGCAGUAUUCAGGACGCAGGCGGUCAUAAGCCCCUCAUUAGUUGCCAGGUUAACUCUGGUAUCGUCAGUUUUUUGUAGAAAUGCAGAACUCUUCACAGCUAAUGCAAUCAGUCAGCAUUUAGACUGUUAAUUUUCCACUUUUGGGGGUGGGACGAAAGUGGCUUCAUUAUUUAAAUAGUUUGGGUUUUGCGAACCACAGAGAAUAAUUCCUUAAAGAAAAGGCGCAUAGCUAAUAUCGUUAGGCUGCUGUCAGCAUCAGCAGAUUUGGGGAUGUAGGUCCCAGGAGACAUUGACUGAGCAGUAAAACAGUAGAGGAAAAGGGGAGAGAGAAUGAGUGGGGGAAGGGUAUUUUUUAUAUUUAUGUGCUAAGAUGCACUGGAUAACUCGUCACUCUAAUAAAGUCACUGUAUCCCUGGGGCAUACAGACGCAGGCGGGACACGCUCCUGCCGGUCCACUAGGUGGCGCACUGUAAAGCAGCACCCUGAGAAGUGAGGAAACCGCAAAAUGCCCGUCUGUCCUCCCACCCGUCCGUUUCUUAUUUAACCGCACACAGGCGUGCUCUCUGCGGCGUUAGCUCGCUCUGCUCGAGAGGCAGCGGUAUUGUAUUUAUUCUGGGGUUCGACCCUAAACUGCGUCGCUUCUUCUGCACCAACCACCCUCUCCCACCGCCAUCAUCAUGCCCAUGGACGUGUGUGUAUCCAUACCAGCGCGUGCCCGUAGGUGACCUGUAUUUAUGUUAGUCUGAAUUACUGCAUCUUUUUAAACUUGGAAAUUGAAGAUUGCCGUUAAUUUAUUUAAUAUAUAAGUACAUGAGUAUAAAUAUAUUCAAAAUGUGUGUGCCAAAUCCUGUUCCUGCUCCGUCUAUCUCGUUCCAAAACCAUCUUUGUACUGUAGGAAAACUUCCAUAUGAAACAGUAUAAGAUAUUGUUUCCUUCUGAUAGUUCCUUGUAUCUGGUGCCAUGAAAUUAUUAAAACUUGAAAUAAACAUUGAAAAAAAAUGUUUGAAAGAA